UUUUUUUCUUUUUAGCAUUUGGUUGUGCUUCUGAAAAAUCCCUCGACGAGACUGUGCAGAGGUGACGUAGAUAGUUGGUCACAUUGCGAGUAUUUCAGUGAAUACGGUGAGACGUGCUGGAGAAGGAUGUCGAGUGGGUGUGUUUGUGACACAAAUAGUGAUCUAGUGAAGAAAUGUGAGGUAUAUUUUGCAAUUAAGAGUUUAGUUGAGAGAUAUCUAACAUGAAUUGACCAUUAAAAGUGGCUCCGUUGGAAGAGAAUUCACUCCAACAUAGAUUAAAAUCGCAAAUAUGUAAUUGAGUAACCAAGGAGGAAAAAAUAACCGAGGCAAAGAAAAAUCGGCCAUAUAGUGGAAAAGCUCAUUGUUCCAUGCUGUAAAAGAGAGUAUCAAAUAUACUAAAUCCUCAAUGGGUUAAAGUGCUGGAAUUUUUUUUAAAGUGAUCGAGUAAAAUCGAUUAAAAAAACGCGCAUAGUUUAAUAAUAAUCGUAAUAUAAUUAUCUUUAAAGUAAAAUAUAUUAGAAAUUUUUAAAAGCCAAAAGUUGUUAAAUAGUGCUUGUAAAUAAUUUAAUGAAUAAUAACAAUAAUUUUUGUAAUACACACAACACGGCUAAGAAUAAGAAGGAAAAAUGUCCAAUUCGCCGGAGAAUAAUAACGAUAUCUCAAAGAAAAACGGCAGCAGAGAGAUUGCUGAUCUAUUCAGCGAUGCUUUGUUCGACCGUAAAGGAAUUAAUGGCCACUAUACACCAGCUGAUAAUUACAGACCAUUUACAAUUUUUGGACAUGAAAACGACAAUGACAGACUGUCGGUGUUGCCAGCUUCCACGACAGGCUCCCUAAGCUCAAUCACCACGACGUCCGUGGCAUCUUCGGAGCCAGAUCGAGGACUAGAGCCAGGCGGCGGAGGUGGUGAUAAUGGUGAUGAGAAAUUAACGAGGGGGGAUGACCUACCAUACCGACAGGAAGAAUGGUGGCAGACAACUCUGCAGGUGUCUAUCCCCUUUCUUAUUGCUGGAAUUGGGACGAUUGGUGCUGGAAUCAUUUUAGGACGUGUUGAGCAUUGGAAGGUCUUCAUCCAUAUUUCAGAGUUGUUCAUUCUGGUACCGGCUCUGCUUGGCCUCAAGGGUAAUCUAGAUAUGUGCCUGGCAUCUCGGCUGUCGACUCAAGCAAAUCUUGGCAAUAUGAACUCCGCACGAGAGAUUGUACAAAUGGUUAUUGGGAAUGUUGCUCUGGUUCAGGUGCAAGCAACAGUGGCAGCCUUCAUUGUGGCAAUUUUUGCCAUAAUCGUGGGUGCUGCCAUGAAUGGGAUUUUCGAAUUUGAUCAUGCUAUGCUCCUGAUUGCCUCCAGUAUGUUUACAGCGACAUCAUCGUGCUUUGUUUUAGACUUCGUAUUAGUGGCUGUGAUAUUACUAUCUAGUAGAUUUAGAAUGAAUCCGGACAAUUUAGCCACCCCAUUGGCGGCGUCCAUUGGAGAUGUAGUCUCAAUCAGUCUAUUAUCUUUUAUUGCAUCAUUGCUUUUUGAGAAUUUAGAAACACAUAUUUGGGUAACUUUUGUUGUGGUUGUUGGAUAUUUUAUCUUGCUGCCAUUCUGGAUCUAUAUUGUGUUUCGCAACAAGUAUACGAGACCUGUACUGUCAACUGGAUGGGUGCCUGUCCUAUCGGCCCUCUUUAUCAGUGGACUCGGCGGUUUAGUUCUAGAUGCUGCUGUUGGUGUUUACGAUGGGUUUGUGGUAUUUCAGCCCAUUAUUAAUGGAAUUGGUGGCAACCUUGUGUCAGUGCAGGCUUCAAAGAUAUCAACGAUGCUUCACCAGAGUUCCAUACUAGGAAUCAUUCCGCCGCACACGAAUGUUUUUGAAUUACCUUGGAGGGCUCUCUUCAAUGGAGUUCCGUAUGCCAAAUCGGCGAGGAUUCUUAUCUUAAUGUCAAUUCCUGGACAAGUGCUAUUUAUUUUUGUUGCUGAUUAUAUUCACAUGUCAUCGUCAACAAUAGGAGUUCCGUUUAUAUUCUCAUACCUGACAGUUAGUUUGAUUCAAAUAAUGUCCUUGCUAUAUAUUGCUCACAUAAUAAUUCACGCUAUGUGGAAGUGGAAGAUUGAUCCCGACAACUCGGCCAUUCCCUACUUGACAGCUCUCGGUGAUCUGCUUGGUUCUAGUCUCCUACUCAUAGCCUUCCUCUUCCUCACCACAAUCGGUCACGACUACGGUGAGGGACAGGAGGCUAUUGGACCACCGACAGCCGACUCACAGCACAGUUCUGACAUCUUCGGGACGUAUUAAAAUACAACAGAAAAAAAAGAUAAAAAUGUAGCCUUGUGUAAUUGUGUGUUAAACUAUAAUUCAUUUAAUUUGUUACCAACUCUAGUAUUUUAAUCCUCUUCAAAAAGGAAGAAAGAAAAAGGAGACCCUGUAGCAUGAGCAGAUGAAAAAAAAAUCCUAAAAGAAAUUCACAGAAGAUUUCUGAGGAUUUCUUAAGCACACCGAUUCCUCAUGUUUUGAAAUACAAAAAAAAAAUAGAGAAAAAGUAUUUUGUGAGAGAGAUAGAGAACGAAAGAAUGAAACUAGCAAGUGUUUCUCAUUUUUUUUUAAAUACUAAGUUAGAAACCCAUUGAUGAUAAAAUAACAAAACAAAUUAAUGUUUAUUAAUGGUAUUUUUUCCAUCUUUCUCUUUUAUUUUCGAAAUGAGUGAGUCCUGCGAUAUUUUUUCCCCUAGAAUUCAUUUGUGGAAAAUGUACUUUAUAAUUCUGCACAUCAUCUUUUAAUUUGCAAUUUCGAAUUUAAAGACAAUCUUAAAGUCUUCUUUUUUUAUUAAAAAUAAAUAUAUUAUUUUUGAUAUUUGAUUGUGUACAAAACUACAGAAAAUUAUAUAAUUUACUCAUUUGCGUGCUUACUGAAGAUAAAAGAGGUUCACUUACUUCGAACACAGAUUUUAGAUCAUGUGAUAAUUCUUAUCUAGGAUUGCAUCAAACCUACCAGUAAUUAUGUUUCAAAUGUGGAACUUUCAGAUUUUUUUUCAAAUCGCUAAAUAUAGCUGUAUUAAUUUAAAUUUCAGUUGAUUGGCGAAAAAAUGUGAAAACUGUUAUUCUAAUUAAGAAACUUUUCCAUUGAUUUUUUUGCCCUUCUUCUUUGCAUUGUAGAUUUCUCGAAUAAAAUUGAAUAUUAUGGGUUUCGAAAAAA
Molecule: messenger RNA, 3170 nt
Organism: Phlebotomus papatasi
Lineage: Eukaryota; Metazoa; Arthropoda; Insecta; Diptera; Psychodidae
Product: solute carrier family 41 member 1
Exons: 9
Coding region: 627-2273 (548 amino acids)
Biological process (GO): monoatomic cation transport
Cellular component (GO): plasma membrane
Molecular function (GO): monoatomic cation transmembrane transporter activity
Source: RefSeq, a predicted model, not a curated record